CUGCUUGGCGACAGAAAUACCCAGGCGGACUCUCACUUAUGGGAGACCUACCACCAGUAUCAUGUGAGUCAUUUCCAUAAAAAAUAUAAUUUAAGUAAUAUAAAUGCUUUAAAUCGUGAACGCCCUGUAUACAAAAAGAAAAAUGCUAGCAUAAUAAUGAUGUAAUUUUAACAAUUGUCUCAAAAGUUAUCUAUAUCAUUAUUAUUAUUAUAGGGCUAGUCAGUUUUGUUUUCCACGAUCUAAACCGGUUGUCUGUAUUGCGAAGAUGUGGAUCAAAGUAAUCCUAGCUUACAUGGCUGUUGCAAUUUCGAAGCGCAUCAACACUACGAUGUUCAGAGAUGAGCACAUCAUAUUCUCUUCAGAAUUUAACAUCACCAGGCUUUUAGUUCCAGCCGAUGGUAAUAGAUACUUACACGUAGACCCAACAGACAUGCCAUCAAUAUUCUUCACAGUUUCUGACCCUAAAGCUGAAGGAGGCAGCUGUAUCUACGUUCUUGAGGGAUUAGCGGCCUACGAAGUUCUAGAAGGAGGCAGAGAUUCUACAUCAGAUUACAGCUCAAAUAAGGAAGUAUAUUUCGGCGCCAAAGAUGGAUUAUACAUUUACCAACAAGAAACUCUAUCAGCUAAGAAAUACGGACCAUUUCGUGACGACAUAAUCCAACUACAGAAGGCAAAUGGUUCUGAUUCCAUCUACAUAUUAAAUAAUGAUUACAAAAUGUAUUUAGUUGAGAAGAACGGAACGGUUAAAAGCAAAAUAAACAUAUGUGCAAACCAAUUUGUUCUAGAUACUUCGAAUAAUUUAUACUACGUCUCAUGUAUAGACAAUCGAAUACACAUAGUGAAAUCUGACGAUUCAAAAUCAUACACAGUUACUGAAGAGUUCAAAAAUGUUAGCUUACUCCGACCUGCUUUCAUGAUGGAGAAAUGCAUUCCAUUUUUCGACAAUGGAGACUUAUACGUCCUUUUCUCUAACGGUUCUUGGGAGCGAAAAGACUUCUACAUAGGGGAAAGACCAUCAGCCUUUAGCGUAGACGCGGCUUUGUAUUUAGUUACGGCUUUGAAUGGUAAAAUUUAUGAGUUUAAUGUUAUGGAUGUACUUCUUAGGUCUAUGUUUGGUGUAUCUACCGAAUGGCCUAAAGAUGUGACGGAAAUUAUAAUGUCGAUCAUGGACACCAAAGAGGAUGGGAUGUUCGAUAUUUUUAAGUGGAGUCAUGGAUAAAGAUUAUUUCUAUUAAAUCUGGAUAAAUAACAAAAGACAAAGGAA
Manduca sexta (tobacco hornworm) is the source of this 1264-nucleotide messenger RNA. RefSeq lists its product as uncharacterized. The record is from RefSeq and is a predicted model, not a curated record. The coding region runs from base 266 to 1219 and encodes 317 amino acids. Lineage: Eukaryota; Metazoa; Arthropoda; Insecta; Lepidoptera; Sphingidae. The transcript is spliced from 2 exons.